GCUGAAAACGUGACUUAGGAUUUGAAGGCCGAAAAUAUAGAAAACAGUGGUAAACCGAGAACGACUGAAAAUUUUUGUUGUGAAAGUCAUCACCCACCAUUCAUUGGCCGGUGAUAACGUUUGCUGUCAAUUUUCCAGAGACAAAAAAGUAGUUUAUUCACAGAAGAAAUCACUUCUCAGUUCAUCCAAAAGUGGGUGUGCGUUCUCUCGUUGGGGGACGUACGUGGUCGUUCUUUUGAGUCUCGUUUCGACGGACGAGCCAAAUGAUAAAUAAAUAAUUUUACCGUUAUUUUGAAAGUGAUAGUGAUUAUUAACACUCUUCCAUUAGAAGAUUCAAUUGGCUGUAGAACUGUUAUACUAGUAUAAGGUCAGUUUGUUGAUCAACAUUACAUUUAUAGUGGAUUGCGUACACGGUACAGUAUUAAAAAGUGAAGACUGGUUGCAUCCCCGGAUUGCUUCAUAGCGACCUUGUGUACCAGUAUUCAUCGCAUAGAUAUAUUCGAUUAUGGAGGACAUUCGAGCUAUGCUGGAAGCAGCUCACGCAUCAUGCAGUGGCCAGAUGUCUGCAAGCGCGACUAAUUUCAGCGAAUAUAAAGUCGGAGAUCCCGAUACCAACACUGGUGAGAGUAGCAGUGCUAGAGAACAGGAACCUGUGGCGCCAUGCAAAGUAUGUGGUGAUAGGUCCUCAGGAUUUCACUAUGGAGUUAUGGCAUGUGAAGGCUGUAAGGGUUUCUUCAGACGAAGUAUACAGAAGAAAAUUGAAUAUAAAUGUAAUUUUUCUGGCAACUGCCUUAUAGAGCGAAUGAAUCGGAAUCGUUGCCAACAUUGCAGAUUUAAAAAAUGUGUCAUGGCUGGCAUGUCAAAAGAUUUUCGAAUUGGGAGAUAUUCAAAGAAAGCAAAACCCACUGUUAUGGAUGAUGUCAACAGACUGACAUCUACAACACCCUAUGAGACUCCAAUAGAGAAACAAGCAAGGGAGAGCAAAGAACUGGAGUUGUUUAACCUAACUCAGACAGUAGACAGAGCACAUAGAUUGACUUGUACUUAUACCAUCGAGAGAGCUCAGCAGCUUUUACACAAGAAGCAAAUAUUUCUGGCAUUAUUACACCCAAGUGAACCACCUCCACUGCCGAAAGUGAAUAUAGAGAGUACUGCAGAUAUUUCACAGAAUAUUGAAUUGUUGAUGUGGACAAUCUUCUGUGAAGCCAUGACUCCUGGAAUCAAAAAUGUUGUUGAGUUCGCCAAAUGCCUACCAGGUUUUCUGACACUCUCUCAGGAAGAUCAAAUGACUUUACUAAAGCAAGGAUUUUUUGAAGCCUGGUUAGUUCGGAUAUCUCGCGUUUUAUGCCCUGAAGACAAGACACUAACACUCGAUGAAGAACAGAUAUUUACAUCACAUCAUUUUACUCUGUUAAAGACCCAAGAUCUGUGGAAUGCAGUGUUUGAAUUUGCAACUGGUUUACACCAGUUACAGCUCACUGAUACCGAGCUAGCAUUGUUUACUGCAGUCAUACUGACAUGUGGAGAUCGCCCAGGAGUAAAAGAUUCUCCACCCAUUGAACUCUUACAAGAGAAGCUCCUAGAAUGUCUACGAAGAGAAAUCUUGCGUCAGGAAAACAGAGACCAUCACUUGUUUGCUAGAUUGAUCAUGAAGAUGACCAACUUACGAUCAAUUGCAGCUCUUCAUAAUGAGAAGAUGUUGGGUUUCAAAAUAGACUGGCCGCAAGCUAAAAUACCACCUUUACUCGCCGAACUUAAUGAUUUAUGUGAUAGUCUUGAAUGCAGUCCUUUGAGUAAAGUGGAGAGUGAUGAUGUUGAUAACAUUGUAACAGCAAUAUCCUCCACGAAAGAAGAACCUGUGUUUGUGUAG
Molecule: messenger RNA, 1870 nt
Organism: Saccoglossus kowalevskii
Lineage: Eukaryota; Metazoa; Hemichordata; Enteropneusta; Harrimaniidae
Product: nuclear hormone receptor E75-like
Biological process (GO): positive regulation of transcription by RNA polymerase II; hormone-mediated signaling pathway; cell differentiation
Molecular function (GO): zinc ion binding; RNA polymerase II cis-regulatory region sequence-specific DNA binding; nuclear receptor activity
Source: RefSeq, a predicted model, not a curated record